Messenger RNA from Arabidopsis thaliana (thale cress), 2231 nucleotides. Its product is annotated as Subtilase family protein. Gene Ontology annotation, biological process: proteolysis. NCBI's taxonomy places the organism in Eukaryota, Viridiplantae, Streptophyta, Magnoliopsida, Brassicales, Brassicaceae. Bases 1 to 2211 code for a protein of 736 amino acids. Gene Ontology annotation, cellular component: extracellular region. The record is from RefSeq and is marked reviewed. Gene Ontology annotation, molecular function: serine-type endopeptidase activity; serine-type peptidase activity. The transcript has 10 exons.
AUGGCAACUGCUGUCUCCUAUUGUCUCCUCUCAUGUAUCUUUGCCUUGCUUGUUGUGAGUUUCGCUUCAGCAGGCAAAGAUGAUCAAGACAAACAGGUGUAUAUAGUAUACAUGGGUGCACUUCCUUCUCGUGUUGACUACAUGCCAAUGUCCCAUCACACUAGUAUUCUUCAAGAUGUCACCGGAGAGAGUUCGAUCCAGGAUCGUUUGGUUAGGAAUUAUAAAAGGAGUUUCAACGGAUUCGCAGCCCGGCUUACCGAAUCAGAAAGAGAGAUACUAGCUAGUAUGGACGAAGUUGUGUCUGUGUUUCCUAGCAAGAAUCUAAAUCUCCAAACAACAACGUCAUGGAAUUUCAUGGGCCUCAAGGAAGGCAAACGUACAAAGCGAAACCCUCUCAUAGAGAGCGAUACAAUCAUCGGUGUCAUUGACAGUGGAAUCUACCCUGAAUCGGACAGCUUCAGCGGCAAAGGCUUUGGUCCUCCUCCUAAAAAAUGGAAAGGUGUUUGCAAAGGCGGCACAAACUUCACUUGCAACAACAAGCUUAUUGGAGCACGGUACUACACACCCAAACUAGAGGGGUUUCCUGAGUCCGCAAGGGACAACACGGGACAUGGCUCGCACACAGCAUCCAUAGCGGCUGGAAACGCUGUGAAGCAUGUGAGCUUUUACGGGCUCGGUAAUGGAACUGUGAGAGGUGGCGUUCCAGCUGCAAGAAUAGCGGUUUAUAAAGUAUGUGACCCUGGUGUCAUAAGGUGCACAUCUGAUGGAAUUCUAGCCGCAUUUGAUGAUGCCAUAGCGGAUAAGGUGGACAUCAUUACCGUAUCCCUCGGUGCGGAUGCAGUUGGUACAUUUGAGGAGGACACGCUUGCGAUUGGGGCUUUCCAUGCCAUGGCCAAGGGAAUCCUCACUGUGAAUGGCGCAGGAAACAAUGGUCCAGAACGUAGAACAAUCGUGAGUAUGGCGCCGUGGCUCUUCACUGUUGCUGCUAGUAAUAUGAAUCGUGCGUUCAUCACCAAAGUUGUUCUCGGAAACGGCAAGACAAUUGUGGGAAGAUCAGUAAAUUCGUUUGAUCUUAACGGAAAGAAGUACCCUCUAGUAUACGGAAAGUCAGCUUCAAGUAGAUGCGAUGCUUCUUCAGCCGGGUUUUGCUCACCAGGGUGUCUAGACAGUAAACGUGUGAAAGGUAAGAUUGUGUUAUGUGAUACCCAGCGAAAUCCCGGAGAAGCUCAAGCUAUGGGAGCCGUCGCAUCCAUUGUUAGGAACCCCUAUGAAGACGCGGCUAGUGUCUUCUCAUUUCCAGUCUCUGUUCUAUCGGAAGAUGACUAUAAUAUUGUCCUCUCAUAUGUGAACUCCACAAAAAACCCCAAAGCAGCUGUUCUGAAAAGUGAGACAAUCUUUAACCAGAAAGCUCCUGUCGUGGCUUCCUACUCUUCUCGUGGCCCAAACCCACUCAUUCAUGAUAUUUUGAAGCCGGAUAUAACAGCGCCAGGAUCAGAGAUUCUUGCUGCUUAUUCUCCUUAUGUCCCACCAAGCGAAUCAGAUACAAGACAUGUAAAGUACACAGUUAUUAGCGGAACUUCAAUGUCUUGUCCCCACGUUGCUGGUGUAGCCGCCUACAUAAAAACGUUUCACCCACUCUGGUCUCCUUCCAUGAUCCAAUCUGCCAUCAUGACUACCGCUUGGCCAAUGAAUGCAUCUACUUCUCCGUCUAACGAGUUGGCCGAAUUUGCUUACGGAGCGGGCCAUGUCGAUCCCAUAGCAGCAAUUCAUCCUGGACUAGUAUAUGAAGCUAAUAAAUCCGACCAUAUCACCUUUCUCUGCGGCUUCAACUACACUGGAAAGAAGUUAAGACUCAUCUCUGGUGAUAGCAGCAGUUGCACUAAAGAACAGACUAAAUCGCUAACACGAAACUUAAACUACCCUUCGAUGUCUGCUCAAGUAUCAGGAACAAAACCCUUCAAAGUGACUUUCCGUAGAACAGUCACUAACGUCGGUAGACCUAACGCUACAUACAAAGCAAAGGUAGUCGGAUCUAAACUCAAAGUCAAGGUUGUUCCGGCAGUCUUGUCUUUAAAGUCAUUGUACGAGAAGAAGUCCUUCACGGUAACCGUUUCAGGCGCCGGUCCCAAAGCUGAAAAUCUUGUCUCGGCACAGCUGAUCUGGUCCGAUGGUGUCCACUUUGUGAGAAGCCCCAUUGUUGUUUAUGCUUAAAACUGAUGAAUCAGAACCAG